This is a messenger RNA of Candoia aspera, 1312 nucleotides long. It is a transcript of the gene ALAD, whose product is annotated as aminolevulinate dehydratase. Gene Ontology annotation, biological process: heme biosynthetic process. Bases 73 to 1071 code for a protein of 332 amino acids. Gene Ontology annotation, molecular function: zinc ion binding; porphobilinogen synthase activity. The record is from RefSeq and is a predicted model, not a curated record. Gene Ontology annotation, cellular component: cytosol. The transcript has 11 exons. NCBI's taxonomy places the organism in Eukaryota, Metazoa, Chordata, Lepidosauria, Squamata, Candoiidae.
AACGGGCGGGGGCUGCUCUGUUGAGCCACUCGCGCUCCCGUGCAAGCUGCGCCCAGCCCCGGGAGCCGCGCGAUGCAGGCCCAGCCGCCCCUGCACAGCGGGUACUUCCACCCGGUGCUUCGCUCCUGGCAGGCGGCGGCCGCUGCCCUCGACGCCCGGCAUCUCGUCUACCCGAUCUUCGUCUCGGACGCCCCGGAUGCCGUGGAGCCGAUCGCCAGCCUGCCCGGCCAAGCUCGAUACGGCAUCCACAAGCUGGAGGAGCUGCUGGCCCCCCUGGUGGCCAAUGGGCUGAAGUGCGUGCUGAUGUUUGGCGUCCCAAGCCGGGCCCCGAAGGAUGAGCGUGGCUCUGCAGCUGAUGCCGAAGACACGCCCAUCAUCCAGGCUGUACGGAUGAUCCGCGCUUUGUUCCCUGGGCUGCUGGUUGCGUGCGAUGUCUGCCUCUGCCCUUAUACCUCGCAUGGGCACUGCGGCCUCCUUCGGCAAGACGGCACCCUCCAGAAUGAGGCGAGCUGCCAGAGGCUAGCCGAGGUGGCCCUGGCCUAUGCCAAGGCAGGCUGCCACAUCGUGGCCCCCUCGGAUAUGAUGGAUGGGCGCAUCCGUGCUAUCAAGGAGGCCUUGCUGGCGAAUGACCUGGGCAAUAAGGUGUCGGUCCUGAGCUACAGCGCCAAGUUUGCCUCCUGCUUCUACGGCCCUUUCAGAGAUGCGGCCUUGUCCAAGCCCGCCUUUGGGGACCGGCGGUGUUACCAGCUUCCUCCGGGAUCUCGAGGGUUGGCUCUGCGGGCAGUGGACCGGGACGUGCAGGAGGGGGCGGAUGUGUUGAUGGUGAAGCCUGGGAUGCCCUACCUUGACCUCGUGCGGGACGUGAAGGACAAACAUCCCAGCCAUCCCCUGGCUGUGUACCACGUCUCAGGAGAGUGCGCCAUGCUGUGGCACGGAGCGCAGGCCGGGGCCUUUGACCUGAAGGCAGCGGUGAUGGAGGCCAUGGCCGGGUUCAAGCGAGCAGGAGCGGAUAUCAUCAUCACCUACUACGUGCCUCAGCUUCUGCAGUGGCUGAAAGAAGAGCAGGCGUGAAGCUGGCUCCCCUUCCAGGAGGGAAACGUGAAACAUGUUGGAAAGGACUGGGGGGCUAAAGGCGGGAAACUAGGGGUCUUUUCAACUCUUAGAAGAUGUUGCUUCAAACUCUGCAUAGCUCUGCCUUAAAAGCCCCUGAUAAACUAAAGGGAUUUUGCCACUUCAAGUGACGCUGUAACAGAAUUUCCAGUCCCCUGCUAAUACAGUUUCUCUUUUAAAUUCCCUUUUAAAAUACUUCCAA